Messenger RNA from Bursaphelenchus xylophilus (pine wood nematode), 2560 nucleotides. NCBI's taxonomy places the organism in Eukaryota, Metazoa, Nematoda, Chromadorea, Rhabditida, Aphelenchoididae. The record is from the annotation of a GenBank genome assembly.
AUGUCGCUACUACGAACAACCUUGAAGAGUAAGGGCGAUUACUCCUCCAAUAACUUGAGGCUCUCUUCCAAAAGAAAACAGAAAAUAGGAUUAGCGGAAGUAAUAAGAGAUACGACUUCAGAGGUCGGGGACAAUUAGACCAACAAUAUUGUUUCUGCCCUGAGGGGAUUUGCAGACCCAAUUUUGUUUUCGGUCCCAAAAAAACAGGAUUUCACUGGCUGGGGAAGGGAAGUGUUUUCGAAAACAACCUCCAUCCAUUGCUACCCUCUGAAUGGCCUUGAAUAAAAAAGUGUUGAGAAAGGUGCGCAAUCUGGUUGAUGUUUCAUAAAAGUCUAAACAGCCCGACGGCCUUUCCCGGCCAGAUAUCCGCUUCUGACCGUCUCUCUUCCAGAUUCCAAUUUCUCCGUGGAACGGCCAAAAAGAGCAAUCGCCGACCCGCCCACCUCCCAAGGAAGGACGACCGGUAAUCUUUAAAUACUUAUUCGAACGUGUACAUAGAUUACGCAACUCUUUUGAAAGCUGUAAACAAAUUUUUUGAAAAUAACAUUUCCGAUUCACAAUGAAGACAACAAAACAUCAAAGAUCACAAGUAAACAGAGCUACAUUACUGCGCAUUACUUUAUCUUUUCAGCCCAUCCAAUUGAAAAUAAAUCGAGAUUUCUGGAAACAACAACAACCCCGAUCCCAGAAACAAAGAAAACCAGAAUACCGUACAAGAGUAAGUACAGGGGGCCAGUCAUACUCACAAAUCCGGCUGUUAAAACUACUACUUCAACUUCUACCACAACUACUGCAACUACAUUUUCCACAACUUCGACUACCGUAUCUCCAACUAAAUCUUCUGUAUCUGAGACUGUGAAAAGGUCUUCAGAACCAACAAAAUCAACUUCAGAUACCUUGAGUAAAGAUUCAGGAGAUGGCUCGUCCAAGUUAUUUAAAAGAGAUUGGACUAGAUUGGGACUGGAAUAUGUUCUUUUCGCUGCACCAGGCCUCGGAAUGCUCGUCUUCUUCUGGCCGGUCACUUUAUUAUGCAAAUUCCAAGGAUCCAGGGUUAUUAUUGGAUUCAGCUUGCUGAUAUCGGCUUUUUUAAUUCUCUUACAACCGUCAGUUCUAAAUUCAAGUAAGUUUACAAAUAUAUUUUGCAUCAGUUUUCAGAUAUCUGGAUAAUUGUAAUCGUCCGUGCCCUCCAAGGGGUCACUUGUUCAUCCACUUUGUCUGUAAUUGGAAAGAAUGCGGCGAAUUGGGCGACUCUCAAAGAGCAAUUAUUCUUUGUCAGCAUAUCUUUUGGAUCCAUCUUGGUACAUUUAGACUUAUUUUUAUAUUGUUCCUUACGAAGAUGUAUAUAUAAUAAUAUGUAAUUGAUUUUAGUUUGCUCCUGGAAUUUACUGGCUGUUAUCCAUCAGGAUUUUGGCUGCUCAGACAACUCAUUUGGCCUUGUUACACUACUUUUUGGCUUCCUCCACCCUGAUUACGGCUCUUUUGUGGAUAUUAUUUUACAGAGAUGACCCUCAAAGUCAUCGCUGGGUUAAUGGAAUCGAAUUAAAUCGAAUUGUGACCGGGAAAACUCAGGUAAAUAUAGUUAUAAAAUAUAAGCAUACUAUGACUGUUUCGAAGUAAUCGUAUUUUUUCAGCAGCAAAAUCGAGUUCUGGACACGAAUGUGAUCCCAUUGCUGCUUAAAAGUUACAGUACCUGGUCUGUUUUACUUGCCGCAUUCGCCUAUUUCUCUGCUAUUAUUUUCUUCGCAACUUUUUUGCCGAUCUACUUAUUAAAGGUGCUGAAGUUUGAGAAGUUAUGUGCCCUCACUUCGAUUACUUUUUUGGCUCCGGUGAGUAUUUAAUUACCUAAAAUAAUAUGAUUAAUCCCUUUUUAUUUCAAGCGCAUAAUUUCAGGCAUUUGUCCAUCUAUUCUCAGUGAUAUUCGACAAGAUGUUAAGUGGUUGUUCUGCCAAGUUGAAGGCCAACUUCUUCAACUCAUUUGCCUUUAUCGUUUCGGCCAUCUUUCUCUUUGUUUUGGCUGCUAUUCCCCCUAACGAACACUUUGCUUACAAGUAAGUGCUGUUAAGUCAACGACUCACUUGUUAUUUCAGUAGCAAAUGGAUCCUCAUGGUCUCACUGAUGCCCAUCGGCUUCACUUCCCUCGGGUUUCUCUACCAUGCUGUAGUGUAUGGUCGUUACUUUACGCAAUAUAUCAUCUCCGCCUUCCAAAUCCCCCUCGGCCUGGCCUUGGCUUGGGUUCCUGGACUGGUCUUGUUCUUGACUGUCAAUAAGUAAGUUUCGUACACCAUGAUGUUCUUGUUGGCUUUUCACACUCGUAUAUUUUUAAUAAUUUAGUGAGACCAAGUUCUGGAGAUUAAGUAUUUUGAUUUUCUCCGCUCUUUUUAUCCUCGGGGCCCUGAUCUUUGGAGUUCUUAGCCGUGGACAACCAGCUAGAUGGGCUGAACAUUCUUGGGAUCCCUCGAAUGAAUACAAAAUGAAAGACUUUAAUCCGAUCAUCGGGACCGAGGAAUGUGGAUUGUUAUCCAUCAGGAAAAUAGAUGAGCCUCAGGACUCGAACUGCUAA